AUGUCAAAUCCGUUUUUCAAAGUAGUCAGGGAAAAUCUUAUGUUUCUCCUGAUACUCCUUGGAGUAAUUUUGGGUAUUGUACUUGGACUUUUUCUCAAUGAUAAAGUUCAACAUUCAACGGAAUUUACCCCACGAGAACUGGCAAUGUUUAUUGGUUUUCCAGGAGAAUUAUUUGUGCGAAUGUUGAUGCUUGUAGUGUUACCUUUGAUUGUAUCCAGUGUUAUAACUUCUCUAACAAUGAUUGACAGAAAUGCUGCAGCAAAAAUUGGGAAACGUGCCGCGGUUUACUUUUUGGUUAAUUCUCUAAUCGCAACCAGCUUGGCUGUUGUUUUAGGAGGAGUUAUGAUAAAACCACGAGCUCAUGAAGUCCAAGAAGAAGACAUGAAUCCAAAGACAGGAUCCAGUCCUAUCUACGCCAUACUGGAUAUGUUAAGGUAA
Paramuricea clavata is the source of this 438-nucleotide messenger RNA. NCBI's taxonomy places the organism in Eukaryota, Metazoa, Cnidaria, Anthozoa, Malacalcyonacea, Plexauridae. The record is from the annotation of a GenBank genome assembly.